AUGGCGUCGCCCACAACAGCAGGUGCGAGCGGAACCAAAUCCGCCAGCGCCAACACCUUCGCCCUUGACUCCAGAAGCGAAUCGUCGACCUCAUCCGCCGCUGCCGGCCCCUACCGCGACUCAUUCGACGAUGACGAGGAGAGCCAGGACAACAACCAGUACGUCGCUGACCGCCCGCGACGAGGAGGUGUGCUCUCAAGAAUUCUCCAGGCGGUCGGCAUGAGGAGAAGAACGACGCAUGCCCCACCAGAAUACAAUGACUAUUUCUCGACACCUAGAGAUCAAUUACCCGAUGGGUUAUUACGGCACCCAAAACCUGUCAAGCAUUCACGACAUUCCUCGCCGCGAGAGUUGAGGAGAUGUCGAAGAGGUCACGUUGGGGCGGUUGUCAAGCGGAUUGUAUUACUUUCACCAGUAGCGAUUCUUGCAUUUUUCGGGAUAAUACAUAUCCUCCACGCACUCAUCGGCCGAGCUGGCUUCUUCUGGGACUCGUCAGUCGAGGACGAGUUCCUCCCAGAUUGGGGCAAGCCAGGCAAUGUAGGCGAAGGUCUGGCAGAAUAUCCCACAGAUGCCACAAGAGACGUCAUCCCGAUCGCGUGCCACUCCCACAACGACUACUGGCGACGGAUACCCUUCUACGAUGCAAUCCACUGGGGCUGCACCGGCGUGGAAGCAGACGUCUGGCUCUUUGACGAAGAGCUCUACGUUGGCCACAACACGGCCUCGCUCACCAAAAACCGCACCUUCCGCAACCUCUACGUCAACCCCAUUCUCGAAAUGCUCGCCAAGAUGAACCCCGAAACAGACUUCGCCAACGCAAGCAACAACACUCACGGCGUCUUCGAUGCAGACCCGGACCAAUCCCUCAUCCUCCUCGUCGACUUCAAAACCUCCGGCAAAGCAACCUACGAAUACGUCCACAAUCAACUCUCCGCCCUCCGUGAGAAAGACUACCUAACCUACCACGACGGCACCACACUCCACCAACGCCCGGUAACCGUCGUCGGAACAGGCAACUGCCCCUUCGACCUCAUCACCGCCUCCGCCACCCACCGUGACAUCUUCUUCGACGCGCCCCUCUCCCAAAUGGGCACCCAAUCCUCCUCCUCAACCUCAAAAACUACCCGCAACCAACACAGUUCCUCCCAAGGCUCCAGCGGCACGACCCCAUCCUCCUCCUUCGACUCCACAAACUCCUACUACGCCUCCGUCUCCUUCACCUCCUCCAUCGGCUUCGUCUGGCGCCGCCAGCUCUCCAAGAAACAACUCGCCACGAUCCGCAGCCAAAUCAAAGGCGCCCACGACAAGGGGUUGAAAGUGAGGUAUUGGGAUACCCCUUCUUGGCCGAGGGAUCUGAGGAAUCAUGUCUGGAGGGUGUUGAUGCGCGAGGGCGCGGAUAUGUUGAAUGUGGAUGAUUUGAAGGGCGCCGCGGUGGAGAGUUGGAGGGCGAGGGUGCAUGGGUUUUGGUAG
Messenger RNA from Zasmidium cellare ATCC 36951, 1470 nucleotides. RefSeq lists its product as uncharacterized. The record is from RefSeq and is a predicted model, not a curated record. Gene Ontology annotation, molecular function: phosphoric diester hydrolase activity. The transcript has 2 exons. The coding region runs from base 1 to 1470 and encodes 489 amino acids. Gene Ontology annotation, biological process: lipid metabolic process. NCBI's taxonomy places the organism in Eukaryota, Fungi, Ascomycota, Dothideomycetes, Mycosphaerellales, Mycosphaerellaceae.